AUGGUUUAUCAGGCUAAGCCGUUCGAUCCAAUCACGGUAAAAGCCUCGGGGAAAAACCGCGUAGCAUAUUUUUACGAUGCUGACGUUGGCUCAUUCAGUUACGGGUCAUCUCACCCUAUGAAACCACAUAGAAUCAGAAUGACCCACUCACUGAUUAUGAACUACGGACUUUACAAAAAAAUGGAAAUAUAUAGGGCUAAACCAGCGACAAAACAAGAGAUGUGUCAGUUCCACUCUGACGAGUAUAUCGAUUUUUUGUCUCGAGUAACGCCGGACAAUCUGGAAAUGUUUCAAAAGGAAAGCGUCAAGUUCAAUGUUGGUGACGAUUGCCCUGUUUUUGACGGGCUGUAUGAAUACUGCAGUAUAUCGGGAGGUGGCUCCAUGGAAGGAGCCGCAAGACUCAAUCGCGGGAAAUGUGACGUUGCGAUCAACUACGCCGGCGGGUUGCAUCAUGCAAAGAAAUCAGAAGCAUCGGGUUUCUGCUAUCUCAACGAUAUUGUUUUGGGGAUCAUCGAGCUAUUGAGAUACCAUUCAAGGGUCUUGUACAUCGAUAUAGACGUGCACCACGGUGAUGGUGUUGAAGAGGCGUUCUACACGACUGACAGAGUCAUGACCUGUUCUUUUCACAAAUACGGGGAGUUUUUCCCCGGCACUGGUGAGCUGCGAGACACUGGUGUCUCUAAAGGUAGAUAUUACUCAGUCAACGUGCCACUGCGUGACGGAAUUGACGACUCCACUUACAAGUCUGUUUUCGAGCCGGUUAUUGGCAAGAUCAUGGAAUGGUAUCAGCCUUCCGCAGUAGUUUUACAGUGCGGUGGUGAUUCUUUGUCUGGUGACCGAUUGGGCUGCUUUAACCUUUCGAUGCGUGGCCAUGCCAAUUGUGUCAACUACAUGAAGUCAUUUGGUGUUCCUAUGCUUGUGGUUGGUGGAGGUGGCUACACAAUGCGUAAUGUGUCUAGAACGUGGGCUUUUGAGACCGGGAUACUCAACAACGUUAUUCUAGACGAGAAUUUACCUUACAACGAUUAUUACGAGUACUACGGUCCGGAUUAUCAACUUGACGUUAGACCGUCUAACAUGUUUAACGUGAACACUCCUGAGUAUUUGGAUAAAGUACUCACGGGCAUUUUUGCCAACCUAGAGAAUACCAAGUUCGCUCCCAGCGUGCAGGUCAAUGAUGUUCCACACGAUCGAGAAGAUCUGGGCGAUGUCGAUGAGGACACCGCAGAUGCGAAAGACACAAGAGGUGGUUCCCAGUAUGCGAGAGAUGCAAUUAUCGAGAGAGACGACGAGUUUUGA
Messenger RNA from Lachancea lanzarotensis, 1299 nucleotides. It is a transcript of the gene RPD3, whose product is annotated as LALA0S13e02058g1_1. The record is from RefSeq and is a predicted model, not a curated record. The transcript has a single exon. NCBI's taxonomy places the organism in Eukaryota, Fungi, Ascomycota, Saccharomycetes, Saccharomycetales, Saccharomycetaceae. Gene Ontology annotation, molecular function: histone deacetylase activity. Bases 1 to 1299 code for a protein of 432 amino acids.